Pestalotiopsis fici W106-1 is the source of this 5490-nucleotide messenger RNA. RefSeq lists its product as uncharacterized. The transcript has a single exon. Bases 1 to 5490 code for a protein of 1829 amino acids. The record is from RefSeq and is a predicted model, not a curated record. Gene Ontology annotation, molecular function: protein binding. NCBI's taxonomy places the organism in Eukaryota, Fungi, Ascomycota, Sordariomycetes, Amphisphaeriales, Sporocadaceae.
AUGGCGCCCCAUGCCUGGCUCGAUUCCCUCUCAGAGGACUGGGUCUCCCAGCCCAGAGACGACUCCUCCCAGGCACAAUUAUCCGUCUUUUCAGACUCGCGCGCCGCCUCACAACAGAGCGACUCCCGCGCAGCAGGCAUAUCGCUACCGACUCCGUCCCAAUCAAUACACAAGCCCGACCUAUCAACGACCGAUGCGCUCGGCGAGAGAAGCUCAAAUAACAUCAAUAUCCAAGCGUCGCAACGCCAGUCAUCCAGAGGCUCUGAUGACGUAAAAUCGUCGCAAAGAGGUAGACACAUCAGUCGAUCCCACUCAGCCUCGGCAUCUGGCUCCGUUCAGCACAACACUAUAGAGCACAAAUCGCUGAGUGCAUCACCGGCCAAGAAUAGAGCUGACAUACCUGAGUGGAGGAGGAGGCUGCUACACCGAGAGGGAGACUAUGCAGAACCGCUGAAUUUGUUCAGCUCAGCCGGCGCCGGUUUAGAAAGCAUGUUCCGCCCACCACCUCGGGCAGAUGCUAUCCCUGAGGAGGCCCACGAUGAGGACCACACAGCCCAUGACAUGACUAUGCCGUCCAGCCCCCCUCCCUAUUUCAAAUCUCGUUCGCAAAAUGUUUCUGGCGGUACAUUUGAAGAGUCCAGCUUGGAGUUUUCCGAGAUCCAACCGGCGCUUCUCAAACAAGGCAUUGCGCAAAGAAUCAACAACGAAAACGAUAGUGGCUCGAGUAUGCUAGAUAACUCGUUCGUCGACCGAGCCACUCAGUCGCGAGACGAUGCGACCAAGAAUCAAGGACAGAGAUCCUCCAUCUCAGCGACUUCCAAACAAUAUCUUGAUGUGUCGCGUCGGGUUAGCGGCAGGAGCGACACCCGGAACGAAGACUUCAGCCCCAUCUAUCUCACGCGACUCAGCAAAGAAGAUGGCAAGAUUACUUUUGCCCCCACAGAGCUCUCUGCAGACUCACUGCGGAAACGGUUAGACGAGAUCCGUCAAGAUCACUCGUUUAUGAAGUCGGAUUCACGCGAACAAGAGUCAACCAUGCCACAAGACGAUCUCGACUCGACUCAAGAUUAUGCCCGGCAGGGUGCUUUCUUGAAUAUCAAGCGAGGAGGCUAUUCCGCAGAAGGAUCCUUCAGGCGUCGCCCACUGAGCCCUGCAGCACAGGCAGAUACGUCUGAAAUGCUGCCCGAGUCUUCAUUACAGGCCAGUACGCCGAAGCACUUUCCAGCCACCAUCAGAAUUAUAGCACCUACGGAAUCCAAUGAUCAUACGUCCUCAGAGAGUCCCGAUUUUCCACGCGGACCAGACCCGAGUCCAGAUAAGCGCCCUGAGCAUAGCCAUAGUAUCGGAGGAAGCCCACUCAAGCUUUUUGGGCCAUAUGACACCUUUACAAACCAAACGUUGAUGCGACGAAUAAGUCAGUUUGAGGAUCCUGUAACUGAGAACCCUUCCUAUGAUGCAUCACUGGACAAUUCGCAUUCGUCAUUGCUGUCAGCACAAGAGGGCAACUCGAGCAAUUCCAUGAUUCCUCCCACUGUCGCUGGCCAGCCAAGAAAGCAACAACUCAGCUGCGGUCACGAUGAAGUCUUGGGAAUUGUCAACAAUUUUGGUGCGGGUGACCUGGAUGACUAUGUCUUCAGCGAAGAUAUUUCAUUGGGACCUGUUGAGCGGUCAGAGUUGCGUGAUAAGGAGAAUGUUGCUCCUAUCAGAAGCUCGCAGACCCGCGGUGUUGUUUUCGACCUUGGACAUAAAUCAUCAUCGUCCGUACUUGAAGACGAGGAACUGAAGUUGGAACUGCGGCGAACGAGAACCAGCACCAAUGCAAGCUCUUCAAAGCAUUCUGCUAGCGGUCUCAGGUCAUCACGCCCGGCAAGCUCGCCCGAGAGGGCCUUGGGCAGCCGCUUCGUUCUCGGAACCCCCAAAAGGGACAGUUCGGAGACAAAACGACCACGUACUUCCCCAUCGAAGGAUCCCACGCCCAAGCGAAGAAGGACUUUGCACAGAUCUGAUAUUGCAUAUGGCCUGGAAGCACACCCUGCAGCUAUCGAAGCUGUUCGGAACGUGCACUGCCAGAUGCAGUCCGGCAUUGGCAGGAAGCGCAAGGAUGCACGACCUAGUGAGUUGCAGCAGUCUGCCAAUUCUGCUGUCAUGGCAAACCGACAGGUGAUUCGACCUCGUACACCAACACCCAGCCAGAGGUCCUCUGUCCAACGCGAGCAAGAGUUCUCUACCGGUUUCUCUCGUGAGAGUAUCAACGCCGCCUUGUCACGGCCUUCUUCGGAGGGCUCUGAUAUGGUCAGUCAGGAUUUUCAACCAAAUGGUUCUCGGAGGGUCUCGAUAAAGACGCAAGACUUUUUUGUGGAAGCAGAAAAAAUCAUGGCAAUGAUCAGAAACAAGGCACGACCAUCCAACCUAUACGAUGGCCUUGACAGCGUCGAUGAGUCUAAAGCAGACAUUUCAAGUCGACGCAAGACCGCAUCGGCAGAAGAAUCAUACGACGACUCUUAUGAAGACUCUUUCCAGGAGCCUUUCUUGAGACCCCCCAGUCGCGAAGGCGGCCCCGUCCUGCAUCUAGCCACUCGACAACAGGACCCUGCAAUUGCUGACAAACUAAAGCAGUAUGAAGAGAAAAGCGACAUGGGAGACCUCAUCACGUACUCCAUGCGCUCUAUGGGGUUGGCCAAGGAGGCCACUCGGGAGGUCAAGAGACUCAACAAAGCUCUGAAGGCGGACCUUCAAUAUAAUCAUACGCGAAGCAGCACUCCAGAGGAAGGGGAAGUCAUUAGUGACCUCUCCAACGUGCGGUUGUCUCGGAACCCUGACGCCUCCAUUGAUGAUGAGCUUGGACCCAUCGCGUCGCAUGGAUCAGGGUCCUCUAGUGGCUCCACUAACUCCAUACCUACUGCUUCUUCGUCGCGCGGCUCGGAGUUCAGGAGAUUAAUUGCACCCGAUGCAGUUAGCCAAGUUAUUGGGGACCAUGUUGGCAAUAUGCAACUGGACAAGGAAAAAAAUGUUUGGAUGAAAGUAAAGACUCCGAGGCGAGAGCCCUUGGGCUUGAACAUCCUGCCAUCUGAGGACAGCGAGGAAGAUCCAUUCGCUAGCAUUCCGGAUCUCUCCGUCGAUGUAAACAAAGAAAAGCAACAUCUCAAUCUCAAGACCGGACCUCUCGAUGAUUUGCAAGAGUACGUCAAAGAGGACUUUCCGCACCCACCUGCGUCCGGUAAAAAGCCUACUGCCACGGACAAGCCCGUCGAUCUCGGCACCUUGCUGAGCUACGCGAAGCAAACCUUUCAAGGCAAAAACAAGAGCAUGCCCGAUGCUGCCAAAGAGGUUGAAGAGGAUGAGGAGGUUGAGCACGAAAUUACACUGGACGAGGAUCGAGUACAGAAGUCGAGUCCAGCUCGGAAACGGAACUUGACCAUCACAUUCUCAUCGCCCGUCGCUUCUUUCAUUCAAGAUGCAUUGCCACAAGAGUUACAUGGGGAUACCACCAUUGACGAAAUCAGUGCCGAGGAAAGUCUGGUCGAUGACGAUUCAGCACAUUCUUCAGAUCGAGGGAGGGGGGUGAAGCCUGGUGCUUCUGCUAUUCGCAAUGUCGACCAAUCGAGAUCUCGAAGCCGUUCCAAGAGUGUGAGACGAAGCCUGUCUGUCAGAGGCAGAACAUUUAUUCCCAGGCCUGUAUCUCGUAUCGAUGAGCAGGAUGAAGAGACGGCGGCUGUUGAAGUAUCGGUGCUUGAACAAGGGCAGCUCAGCAUUCUUGGUGAAUCAAGUGUCAUUCUGCCAAAUGGUGCCGAGCAGCGACGGAACAGUGUCAGUUUCUUGUUUACAACGCCCGCUCCCAUUCGACAGAUUCCUCAGAGACUGGCGACACCAAUCAUCGCAGAACAUGUCGGAAUGCUGUCGCUCAGCCCACUGUCCGAAUUGACUUUCAAUCACGGCGAUCGGUCCAAUGCUCUGGAAGUCAGCUAUGUCGUUGGCGAUGAUUACCUGGUGACUGGAGACAAAUCCAAGCGUGUCAUGUCACAGGCUAUUCGCGCUCUAGUCGAGAAAAUCACAGAGGUUGAACCUUUUGAGCCGGAUUGGGACUCUAUCAGCGUUCUGAACAUCAAUGGCAAACGGUUGGGAAGUUUGCACAAGUUGGACGAGUUCUGUGGUAGUAUCGUUACUAUGGAUGCUUCUGACAACUUGCUCAGUCACCUAGAUGGCGUGCCACCAUCUGUUCGAAACCUCAAGAUCACACAUAAUCAUCUAUCUGAGCUCACUGCUUGGGGUCACUUACUGAAUCUGCAGUAUGUGGACAUUUCCAACAAUCAGAUUAACAGUCUGCACGCUUUCAAGGACCUUGUUCACCUCCGAAACCUCCGCGCGGAUAACAACCUUAUCACAGGUUUGGACGGAAUCAAGUUUCACGAUUCUCUCCAAGUGCUUCGUGCGCGCAAUAACAUGAUAGAGGAAGUCGAUCUUGAAGGAACAAGGCUCCAUCGUUUGACUGAACUUGACUUGCAAGGCAACCACAUUCGCGCCGUGGCCAACAUUGAGCAGCUGUCUUGUCUGUCAACCCUCAAUCUCGAAGACAAUUAUCUGACAUCGUUCGCAACUACAACAGAUGAUAUGCCUUCGCUGCGCUAUCUGCAAUUGUCUGGCAAUGCCAUUACAGAAUUAAGCCUUGCAUCUUUUCCCUCACUACGGCUGCUUCAUGCAGAUCGAAACCAAUUAACCACCUUGAAGGGAUUUUCUCGCACUCGCAGACUUGAUAGUCUCUCUCUCCGAGAGCAGAGGGGCGAAGAACCGCUAAACAUAUCAUUCUUGACUGCUGCGUACGAGGUUCGCAAGCUUUUCCUGUCUGGUAACCUUCUGGCGACUUUUGAUCCAAAGGUGGAUUUUCUCAACUUGCAGUAUCUUGAACUCGCAAACUGUGGAUUGCAGUCAUUGGGUGCAAAUUUUGGGCAGCUAAUGCCCAACUUGAGAACCUUGAAUCUGAAUUUCAAUGCACUGGAGGACUUGUCUGCCCUACGCUUCAUCCCCAGGCUGAAGAAGCUUCUCGUGGCAGGCAACAGAUUGUCGGAUACAAUCGCCUUGGCCAACCUAUUACCAGAGUUUCCACACCUGGCCAAGCUAGAUUUGCGAGACAAUAUCGCCACAUUGGGUUUCUACCCACCUAUUCAGAGCUUGGUCUCUGUGGAACAAGAGUCGGACUUGGAUCCAUUUGUCUUGCCAGAUGCGAACAAGGAGCGAGAUGAUAGCUUUUCCAAAAGACUGGAUUUAGGCACAAAACAAAAGAGGCGAUUCUACGAGAUCGCCGUUACGCAGCGCUGUGGACGACUCAAAACACUAGACGGACUAUCCGUUGACAGGCAGCGUAUCCGCCAGAAGGACCAUGUCUGGCAAGCACUGCUGGAUUGCGGCGUCAUCUCCCACGUCAGCAAGAAGGACACAGAGGGAGAUGGAACAAUACGCACCCCUGAAGCGACAGGUGAAACGCACGAAAUAUGA